Messenger RNA from Anopheles aquasalis, 4550 nucleotides. RefSeq names its product rad2 superfamily protein mus201 (gene mus201). The record is from RefSeq and is a predicted model, not a curated record. Gene Ontology annotation, cellular component: nucleus. Lineage: Eukaryota; Metazoa; Arthropoda; Insecta; Diptera; Culicidae. Gene Ontology annotation, molecular function: single-stranded DNA binding; DNA endonuclease activity.
CAGAGAAUGAAAGAGUGAGCGAGAGAGCGAAUGUUUACAUUUUUUGCCGGUCAAACAGGAAAUUUCACGAAACGCGCGAACAGCGGGAUCCUGCGGCGCUGGAAGUGUGUUUCCUUAAUUUUCCGGUAAAAGGCAUCCACCCGGCCUCACGAUGGGAGUUUUGGGUUUGUGGAAGCUGAUCGAGCAAUCCGGCAAACCGGUGCCGUUAGAAACACUGGAAAACAAGGUGCUGGCUGUGGGUAAGUUCCGUGUUCCGAGACCGAUUUGCGUUUCUCCGCCGAUUAAUUCGCCCUUAUUGUUGCUUGCAGAUGUGUCGAUUUGGUUGCACCAGGUAAUUAAAGGGUUCCAGGAUUCGAAAGGUAGUGCACUGCCGAAUGCGCACGUUCUGGGUUUGUUCCAUCGGCUGUGCAAGCUGAUGUUCUAUCGUAUAAAGCCGAUUUUUGUGUUCGACGGAGGUGUACCGAUGUUGAAGAAGCAAACGAUCGCCAAGCGAAAUCAAAGCCGCAAUAACUACCAGAAUGAAGCGGAUCGCAUACAGCAACUGCUGCUGGAGACACUCGCCAAAGAGAAGGUGGUGCAGCAGGCGCUUGGUUCAGCCACGAAUAUCCUGAUAACACCUUCAAAGAAACCACUACCAGCCAUUAGUGGCAGUGGUAGUAAACAGCAGCAAGAAGAGGAACCAGAUGCGAUGUUCAAACUUCCGCCGAUGAAGCUUCCCGAAGAACCGAUCGACUUAGACAAGAGCGACAGUUCGAUGGAUGAAAAGGCUUCACGGAACUACUAUCACCUCAACCUGAACGCCAUCGACGUUACGAGCGUUUACUUCAAAAAUCUGCCCGCUGACGUGCGGCAUGAAAUACUGAAUGAUAUCAAAGAAACUCGCAAACAGUCAUCCUGGGGCCGGCUACAUGAACUUCCCGUCCAGAGUGAUUCGUUUUCCUCGUUCCAAAUGUCCCGCCUGCUCAAGCGCCGACAGGUGCAGGUUGAACUGGAGGAAGCAGAAAAAGAGAUGGGCGGAAAGUGUCUGUCGCUGGCCGAACUGGAAUCAUUGCUCAACGAGGAAGGAGUUGAAACAUCAUCGAGCCGAGCAGCACAGCAGAUCGCUUCGGACGAGAACACGCGCUUUCUGUUGGUGCGUGAUGUUCAGAAAGCCAUUGAGAAGGCAAAGGCUCGCGAAGAGGAGGAGAAAAAUGCCCCGAAACCUCCCAAAGUGCCGAAACUGGUGCGCAAAUCCAGUAGCACUCAGCUCGAUGAUGAUAAGGAAAUGGACGAAGAGUUACAGAUGGCGAUAAAAAUGUCGCUUAUGCAGGACGAAAACCCUACUGCCGUGAUCGAGCUCGACGAUGAAGAUGUACGAAUGUCGCGGCAACAGAAACAAGUACUGGGAAGUGCAGCCCGAAGUCUUGCCCGGGGGUUUAUGCUCGAGUACGGUGGGCUUACGAACGAAGAGUUUAACGAGCUACUGCACCAGACGCAGGACGUUGACUGCGGUGAUGUGAACGAUUCAAUGCCACAAAUGUUUGUUUAUAACGAUAUUUCCGUUGUAGAACCGGGCAUAUCGGCUAAAUCCAUCGAAGAGAAAGAACCUAAGAAGCAUCCAACUGCGAGUGAGCCAAUUGCAAUGGCAGAUAAAAGCAAUAGUGAGUCGGAGACGGAGUCUGACUCCGAUUUCAUUGAUGUUCCGUCCGAUAUAUCAAACGAUUCGGCCAUCGGCGUAUCAUUGCCGUUGAAUAAAACGAAUCAUCAGAAGCCACACUUCAAUCCCAUCGUAGAUCUCACGAUCGAUGAUCUAGCCAAGUAUGGGAAGGGUGGCAAAAACGAACAAAGCAAAAGUUCGAAGCAAGUGGUGGAGGUGAUCAUCAAAAAGGAAGAGAUAGGAGUUUGUGAUGCGGAUGACAUCUUUGCAGAUGUAUUCAUGGAAGAUAAACCCGCAAACAUUGAGGUAAAAAUUAGCAAGCCAACACCUCCCAUGGCAUCUAUUCCGUUGGAGCUUAUUGAAGGGGUAAUCGAAGAUCGAAAAGAUAAUCCUGCAGAUUUACCGAUUGUGGUAAAGCCAAUGGUUGGGCUAAAAAUUAAGAAGGUUGAUGAUAUUAACGCCCAGCUUAAGGAGCAGCUAGAACAGCUACGUAAAGCACCUCCGGUAUUGGAUCUCGAAGGCAUAGUUCCAGUCUCUAUAGAGGCGUCGCCGGGUCCUUCGACAGUCGUUAAAGUAACUACAGUUUUAUCGGAGCCUGCAACGGAUUUAAAGACCAUUCACGAAACUUUGAAGCAACAGCUGGCAGAAUUGAAAACAAGUGCUAUCACUUUAGAUUUAAAUGCAGUUGAUAUGGUAACACCAGUAAAAGAUAAACAGGCUGCAACAGAGGAUGAGGUGGAUAGUGAUGCAACGAUCAUAUGUGAAGCGGAUUCCCCUACCGCUACGAUACUGUCUUCCACAAAACCGAUUAAAGAAGGGUCCACCGAAAACCUGAACAGUGAUAUUGCAACACCUAAGAUGGAUGAUGAGGUUGCAAUUCUAUCGCAAAAGCCAACAGUGAUAGAAAUUUUGGACAGUCCGACGAAGAAAGGAACCCUUGAGCAUUUGAUCAUUGCGCGCACUCCUGGCAAAGACUCGGAAAAGAAGCAACUGGCCGAGAAAGAAGAGGAUAUACCGAACGUGGCAAAGCCCUUCUUCGUCAACAAAACGCCUCCAUCUUCCAAAAAAGUUUCUUCAAGUGAAGCUGCCUCCGAUGGUACUUCCGCCGGCAGCAGUGUUGUGAAGCAAUUAUUCCCGAAUAUCGUUGAAAGUGAAGCGAUACCAUCCACCAGUAAAGGUCUAGUGCCUGCGAAACCACCCGUUAGCGCCGACACACUGAUCAACGAAAUGGCCAGUAAUCUGAAAGAUUCCCGCACUCCGUUAGAACUAAAACAGAUGGCACUCGAUCUGGCUCAAAAUGAACGGGAGCUCGAGAGGGAAAAGAACAAACAGAACCGCCUGGGCGUUUCGAUUACCGACCAGAUGCGGAAUGAUUGCAUGGAACUGCUGCAGCUCUUUGGCGUACCGUACAUCGUGGCACCGAUGGAAGCGGAAGCACAGUGUGCGUUCUUGAAUCAAAUUGAGAUUACUGAUGGUACCAUCACCGAUGACAGUGAUAUCUGGCUGUUUGGUGGCCAAAAGGUUUACAAAAACUUUUUCAACCAACAAAAGCUGGUGCUGGAGUUUACGAUAGAGGGUAUCGAGCAAGCGUUUCAGAUGGACCGGAAGAAGCUCAUUCAGUUGGCCCUGCUAGUGGGUAGUGAUUAUACAACCGGCAUCCACGGUAUCGGUGCAGUGACGGCGCUUGAGAUAUUGGCUUCGUUUCCACCGACGCCGGAACAGCCUGGCGAAACAUCGGAGCUGAUGUCGAUGCUUUCGGGGUUGCGAAAGUUUCGCGACUGGUGGCAGCAUAGCCGUAACGGCGCAGCUACCACUGGGACACGCAUUGCUUUGAAAUCAAAGUUGAAAAACAUUGACAUCGGAGAGGGUUUCCCUAAUUCUGGCGUUGUAGAAGCUUAUCUAAAACCGACGGUCGAUUGUAGCGAAGAAGAGUUCACCUGGGGCUACCCUGAUGCGGAUCGGUUGCGGGAUUACGCUCGUCAAAAAUUUGGCUGGACUCGCUCAAAAACGGACGACAUAUUGCUGCCGGUCCUGAAGCGAUUGGAUGAACGUAAAUCGCAGGCAUCGAUAAAGAACUACUUCAAGGUCCAGAGUGCCGUCGCGCAAAGCAGGGUAAAGGUUAGCAAACGGGUACAGUACGCGGUGGACACGAUGGCAGGAAAGAUCGAUCCUGGGGUGGAUGAAUCAAAAACAGCGAAAAAGAAAAGUCCUGCGAAGAAAGGUGGCCGCAAAAAGAAGCCAGAUACACAAACAUCUGCUACAACAGCUGAUUCUGUUGAAACAGUCGUCUUGGGAUCUCAAGAGGUCACUGGUAUGACAGAAGCAGCCUCCGCCGAUACGGAUGAUGAUUUUGUGGAGAGCAAACCGAAGAAAAAACCAACUGGCCGUAAGAAGGGUGCUGCUGGUAGUACUUCUGGACCAGCAAACGAUGGUCAAAAACCAAAGCGAGGCCGUAAGAAAGCCGUUGAGCCACCACAAUCAGCCGAAUCCGCCACAAAACCCUCUGAAGAUACGUUGGCCGGGCCAAAGCAUUCGCUAGCCAACAUUGGUGGAAUAAUUGCCAACAUCAACAGCCAAUCGGCCAACAGUUUGAAUGAAGAGACCGCGGCAACUGGCCGUGCAAGGCGCGGUGGAAAUAAGAUACCCGAUUUUAAUCCUGCCAUUCCGCAGCGUGUCAAAGACGAGCAGGAGAUGGCCGAUCGGAAACAGAAAGCGGCCGAGUUGUUUAAGAAGCUGCGAGCGGAAGGAACUACGAAAGGUAGGAAAAAGGGUGGGUAAAGAAAAUGUCCACGUUUCCAUUGUCUUUACAAUAAGCUUGUGUUACUCUUGAUGAACAUCGAAUUGAUCGUUUUUUUAAUUAUUCAAAAUGUUUCUAAAAUGUUUAUUGAAUAAAUUAGUUUCGAAGUACAAAACA